This is a messenger RNA of Anolis carolinensis (green anole), 13667 nucleotides long. RefSeq names its product protein kinase, DNA-activated, catalytic subunit (gene prkdc). Gene Ontology annotation, molecular function: protein binding; DNA-dependent protein kinase activity. Gene Ontology annotation, biological process: immunoglobulin V(D)J recombination; telomere maintenance; intrinsic apoptotic signaling pathway in response to DNA damage. Gene Ontology annotation, cellular component: nucleus. The record is from RefSeq and is a predicted model, not a curated record. NCBI's taxonomy places the organism in Eukaryota, Metazoa, Chordata, Lepidosauria, Squamata, Anolidae. The transcript is spliced from 86 exons. The coding region runs from base 77 to 12484 and encodes 4135 amino acids.
UUCCGCCCCCUUCCUCGCCUCUCUUCUCUCUCGCUGAGGGCUUCCUGAAUUCAGUCUAAGGAAGGAAGGGGCCGCGAUGGCGGCGACCGGGUCGGGUCUGUCGGGUUUCCUCCUCCAACUUCACAGCGCCCUUCGGAGCCCGGACCCGAGCAGCGCCUCCCUUCUGGGCCACAGCUUGGUCCGGUCCUUGGCGGAGACGUGUGUCACCAGCAGCGGAGAUGGCGUCUUGGCUUUACAGAUCUCGUUGAUAUUUUCGAAAGAAGAUGGAUUACUUGCAUUUAUCCAUAAAUCUCUGAACUUUGAAGAAUUUCGAGACUGCAGAGAGGAAGCAUUAAAAUUUCUUCUUGCUUUUCUGGAAAAAACUGGACCAAAAAUUCACCCCUAUGCACAAGAUAUAAAGCGGAUGUGUUUUAGUGUUUAUACAAAAGAAAAAGCAGCAAAAUGCAGGGUCCCAGCCCUAGAGCUACUGAUAAAGCUUCUUCAGAAUUUACGAUCAUCAUUUGUGAUGGAAGACAUGAAAGUAGGAGAAAUAUUUAAUAAAUUCUAUGGUGAACUUGCUACAAAAAGUAAAAUACCUGAUACAGUUCUGGAAAGGAUUUAUGAGCUCCUCGGAAUUUUGGGAGAAGUACAACCUAGCGAUAUGCUUGACAACUCUGAAAAAUUAUUCCGAGCUUACCUUGGGGAACUUAAAACACAGAUGACAUCUGCAACGAGAGAGCCUAAGUUCCCAGUAGUAGCUGGAUGUUUGAAAGGGCUGGCUGCACUCAUGUAUAACUUUACUAAAUCCAUGGAUGAAGAUCCAAAAACUUCAAAAGAGAUAUUUGAUUUUGCAGUGAAGGCAAUAAGUCCACAGAUUGACUUAAAGCGAUAUGCAGUACCACUCGCUGGUCUACAGUUGUUUAGUAAACAUUCUGUUCAGUUCAGCACUUGCCUUCUGGAAAACUAUGUCUCGUUGUUUGAAGUAAUGUCUAAAUGGUGUGGCCACCAGAACGUAGAAGUGAAGAAAGCUGCUCAUUCUGCUUUGGAUGCUUUUCUUAAACAGAUCUCUGUGAUGGUUGCAAAUGAUGUAAAAAUGCACGAGAGCAAACUUCACUACUUCAUGGAACAGUUUUAUGGAAUAAUCAGAAAGAUGGAUGUUAGCAACAAAGAACUGUCCAUUGCUAUUCGUGGAUAUGGGUUAUUUGCUGCGCCAUGUAAAGCUAUCAGUCCAAAGGAUGUUGACUUCAUGUAUGUUGAACUCCUUCAGCGCUGUAAACAGAUGUAUCUCACUGAAACAGAAACCAUAGAUGAUCAUGUUUAUCAGCUACCAAGUUUCCUUCAAUCUAUUGCCAGUGUUAUAUUCCACUUGGAUGAGAUCCCAGAAGUAUAUACUCCAGUUCUUGAACGUCUGAUUGUGGUGCAAAUAGAUAGUUUCCCACAAUACAGUGUAAAAAUGCAAUCUGCAUGUUGCAAAUCCAUUGUAAAGAUUUUUUUAGCCCUGGCAGGCAAAGGCCCUGUACUCUGGAGUUUUACAGGCACCGUGGUGCAUCAAGGAUUAAUCAGAGUCUGUUCUAAGCCAAUUGCCUUUUCAAAGGAGUAUUCUGGGAAACAUAUUUCAAGUUCAGAAGAACAACCUGCAUCUGGACAAGUUGGAAGUGGGAAAUGGAAAGUACCUACAUAUAAGGACUAUCUGGGGCUUUUUCAAAGUUUACUGAGCUGUGACACAAUGAAGGACUCUCUAUUGGCAGAUGAGACUUGCCUGAUUAUAAAUUCACCACUACAAUCUUUAAAUCGUUUGCUGUAUGAUGAACUCAUUAAGUCUGUCUUAAAAAUAAUUGAGAAGUUAGAGCUUACCGUUCAAAAAGAGAAUAUUUGUGAACAGAAGGAUGGGAAUGAAGCUGCCAUUGAUCUCACUAUUCCUUCUUCUGAUCCAGCUGCAAACCUUCAGCCAACCAAACCAAAAGACUUCACAGCCUUCAUUAACCUUGUUGAAUUUUGCAAAGAGAUCCUCCCAGAGAAGCAUGUUGAAUAUUUUGGACCAUGGAUUUAUUCAUUCAGUUAUGAGCUGAUUAUGAGGUCAACACGGUUACCAUUUAUUAGCGGGUUUUACAAGCUGCUGUCCAUAGCAAUGAGAAUUGCUAAGAAAACGAGGUAUUUCGAGGGAGUUGGUCCAAAGAGUAUUAAAAAAUAUCCUGAAGAUCCAGAGAAAAGUUCCUGUUUUGCAUUAUUUGCCAAGUUUGGAAAAGAGGUUACAGCAAAAAUGAAGCAGUACAAAGAUGAGCUCUUAGCUUCUUGUUUGACUUUUGUGCUCUCUUUACCACAUGAUAUUAUUAUGCUGGAUAUUAAAGCAUAUAUUCCUGCUUUGCAGAAUGCUUUUAAAUUGGGACUUAGCCACACUCCAAUAGCUGAUGUGGCACUGGAUGCACUGGCGGAUUGGUCAGCCCAUAUUCCCAGAUACGCAAUCCAGCCUUACUACAAGGACAUCUUGCCUUAUCUUGAUGGUUAUUUGAAAACCUCUACAUCAAUAGAUGAAAGUCAGAAUAAUUGGGAAGUGAAAAAACUUUCUCAGGCAAUCCAGAAGGGACGUAACAAAGUAGUAAUACAGCAUCUGAAGAAAGCAAAGACGAAUGCAUUGGAAGAGGAUCUUUCACUAGAAAAAGUAAGAACCAGAGUUGUACGCCUUCUUGGAUCUCUUGGAGGGCAAAUAAAUCGGAAUUUGCUUACAGCUUCUUCUGCAGAGGAAAAGAUGAAAAAAUAUGUAUCUUGGGACACAGAGAAACGACUGAGUUUUGCAGUUCCAUUUGCUGAUAUGAAACCUGUUAUCUACCUGGACUUAUUCUUGCCUCGUGUCACUGAACUGGCUCUUUCUGCUAGUGACAGGCAGACAAAGGUUGCAGCUUGUGAACUUUUGCAUAGCAUCAUUAUAUAUAUGUUGGGAAAAGCUUCUCAAAUGCCUGAAGGACAAACGAUUUCUCCGCCCAUGUCUCAGUUACAUAAGCAUAUAUUUCCAGUACUGCUUCGACUUGCCUGUGAUGUUGACCAGGUUACAAGGCAGUUGUAUGGGACUUUAGUUAUGGAGUUAAUUCACUGGUUCACAAACAACAAGAAGUUUGAAAGUCAGGAUACAGUGACGUUACUAGAAGCAAUUUUGAAUGGAAUAGUGGACCCUGUAGACAGCACUUUGAGGGACUUCUGUGGUCAGUGUGUCCGUGAAUUUUUGAAGUGGUCUAUUAAACAGACUACACCGCAACAGCAGGAGAAAAGUCCAGUGAAUACCAAGUCUCUUUUCAAGAGAUUGUACAGCCUUGCUCUCCAUCCCAAUGCUUUCAAGCGGUUAGGAGCAGCACUUGCCUUUAAUAACAUCUACAGAGAAUUUAGGGAGGAGAGUGCUCUUGUGGACCAGUUUGUGUUUGAAGCACUGGUUGUGUAUUUGGAAAGUCUGGCUUUGACCCAUGGAGAUGAAAAAUCAUUAGGCACAACCCAACAAUGUUGUGAUGCUAUUGACCACCUGAAGCGUAUAAUUAAGCAUAAAGCAUCUAUCCUUAACAAAGAAAGUAAUCGGAGGUUACCCCGAGGAUUUCCAUCUACAUCAAUAUCUUUAGUGGAUGUAGUCAUGUGGCUUUUAACACAAUGUGGACGACCCCAAACUGAGUGCCGGCAUAAGGUCAUGGAGCUUUUCUUUGAAUUUGUUCCAUUAUUGCCAGGAAACAAGACUCCAUCUGUUUGGUUGGGCGAUACUCUUCAGGAACAAGGAAUUUCUUUUCUCAUAAAAAAAUUUGAAGGAGGUGGCUAUGAAGGUGAAAAUGUAUCUGGAAUCUUGUCUCAUCCAACUCUUCAUGAUCUACAAGAGACCUUUAGUUUGCGAGCUGUACUGCAAUGGAUGGAUAUGCUUCUUGCUGCUCUGGAUUGUUACAAUACCUUUAUUGAACAGAGGAUAAUCAUACCAAAUGAAAUAUUAGGUACAGAUGCAGGGUCCUCAUUUUUGAUGUCAUUGGAGUUCUUUCUUGGAAAAAUCGCAUUGCAUGAUGUGUCUGGGGCAGAACGAUGUUUUAGCACAGGGUCCAAAGGCAACAUUUUUAGUCCACAAGAAAGAGAAGACUACAGUUACAGCAAAUGUACCAUUAUAGUUCGAAUUAUGGUUUUUGCCACCAUGAUUUUGGAUACACGCCAGCAGGAUUUCUGGAAGCUACUUGAGGAACAGUUAUUUAAUGAGGAUUUAACGGAACUGGUUGUGAGAACUGUCUGCCACCCAAAAGACACAGGCUUUAAUGUUGCUGAUGUACAAGUUAUGGAAAACCUCCCAAAUGUCUGUGUGAAGCUAAUGAAAGCUUUGAUGAAAUCUCCGUAUAAAGAAUCCUUAGAAACCAGCAUAAAGAAAAUAAUAACAUCCAAAAGCAUUGAGGAACUUUGUAGUGUUGAACUCUACAAUCGAGAGGCCCUGCUGGAUCAUUUUAGACUUGGUUCCAUUCUGUCUGCAUGUAAGCAGCUUCACAAGGCUGGUUUGAUUCACUGUACCUUGCAAUCUAAGGGUGCAGAUAUACAUUGUGAGAUCGGUUCAAGGCUCCUGCUAGUUGUAUACAAAGGUAUUGCACCAGGUGAUGAACGGAAAUCCCUUCCCUCAUUGGACAUCAACAGUAAACAAUUGGCUGAGGGACUGUUGCAGUUGGCCUUUGCUUUUGGUGUCCAGUGUGUGGAGCUUGUGAGUCUCUUGCUGAACUCACUGAUGUUAUCUGUGCCAUUAUCUGGAGCAUCCCAGAAAAAUCUUAUCAGUUUUUCUCAUGGAGAAUAUUUCUACAGCUUGUUUUUGGAAACAAUAAAUAGAGAGUUGUUGAAAAAUCUGGAUGCAGCUGUACUUCACCUUAUGAAGUCUGCAGGAGACAGCCCCAAAAUGGUUGGUACUGUUUUGAAUGGUAUGCUGGAUCAAAGCUUCAAAGAGAGUGCUGUUCGGAAGCAACAAGGAGUAAAACUAGUGACUGCUAUAUUAAAGAAUUGGAAACAGCUUGAUCACUGGUGGAGCAAAGAUGCUGCUCCCGAAAGCAAAAUGGCUGUCUUAACUUUACUUGCUAAAGUUCUGCAGAUUGACUCUUCUGUAGCAUUUAGUAUACAACAUGAAGCAUUUUCAGCUGUAUUCCAUACAUAUACAAGUCUUCUUACUGACCAGAAAUUGGGCCUGAAUCUUAAAAGUCAAGCAGCUAUUAUUCUUCCGUUCUUCACCAAUCUUACUGGAGAAAGACUUGGUGAACUUAAAAAUGCACUUGAUCAACUUGUAGUAUUCAAUUUUCCUUUGAGAUCUGAUGAAUCUCCCAAAGGAACCUUAAAAUACAACAACUAUGCAGAUUGCAUUAAAAAGUUUCUAGAUGCACUUGUAUUAUCCCAGAGUCCCAUAUUAUUGCAGUUGAUGACAGAAAUUCUUUGCCGGGAUCGCAGGCAUGUAAUGGAGGAAUUGUUUGAAAUCAGCUUCAAAAGAAUUGCCAGAAGGGGUAGUUGUGAUAAACAAGUGAUGCUGCUGGACUCAGUGCACAAAAUGUUCCAAAGUGAAAUCCUGUCAAAUGCAACCCGCCAAGCCUAUAUAGAUCGUUCUCUGCUCACCUUACUACUUCACUGCAACUUGGAUGCAUUGAAAGAAUUUUUAAAUAAAAUUGUUGUGGAGGCUAUGGAUACAAUAAAGUCCAGGUUUACAAAGUCAAACGAACCUGCUUUCGAAACACAACUCACCAAGAAAAUGAGCUACUUCAAGAUUUUGGAAGUGAUGUAUUCACGUCUUUCCAAGGAUGAUGUAUAUUCUAAAGACUCUAGAAUUAACCAAGCCUUUCAGGGUUCCACUUGUGUAGAAGGAAAUGAACUUACAAAGAUUCUAAUAAAGUCCUGCUAUGAUGCUUUUACAGAAAACAUGUCAGGAGAAUCUCAACUGUUGGAAAAGAGAAGACAGUAUCAUUGUGCUGCCUAUAAUUGUGCCAUUGCUGUGGUCAGCUGUGUGUUCAAUGAAAGUAAAUUCUAUCAAGGCUUUCUUUUCACAGAAAAACCAGAAAAGUCUCUCUUUAUUUUUGAAAACUUGUUGGAUUUGCAACACCAUUACGUAUUUCCCAUUGAGAUUGAGGUUCCUCUGGAAAGAAAGAAACGGUAUAUUGCCAUUAGGAAAGAAGCCAGGGAAGCAGUGAGUGAGGAUUCAGCUGAACCACAUUAUUUAGCUUCUGCGUCAUAUAUGGUAGAUAGCAGUCUGAGUGAAGAAAUGAGCCAAUUUGAUUUCUCAACUGGAGUACAAAGUUUUUCAUAUCAGUCACAAGAUUCUUGGGCCUCUGGUUCUCGCUUCAGAAGAAAGGAGCCCACAGAAUCUGAGGCUCUGGAUGAUGUUAUGGAACUGGAAAUGGAUGAACUCAACCAGCAUGAAUGUAUGGCGUCAAUGACUACCUUGAUUAAACAUAUGCACAGAAAUAACAUCAUGCCUGCAGUAGAAAAAAGCACAGAUACACCAGAUCUUCCUCCAUGGAUGAAGUUUUUGCACAACAAACUGGGAAAUCCAUCUAUACCACUGAAUAUUCGUCUCUUUGUGGCAAAACUCAUAAUGAAUACAGAAGAGGUUUUCCAACCUUAUGCAAAACAUUGGCUUGGCCCCUUACUGCAGCUGGUUGUUUCUGGAGAUAAUGGUGGAGAAGGAAUUCAUUACAUGGUGGUAGAGAUAGUAGUCACUCUACUUUCCUGGACUAGUGUUGCUACACCCAAAGGAAAUAUCAAGGACGAAGUCCUAGCAAACAGGUUGCUUGAGUUCCUGAUGAAGAAUGCAUUUCAUCAAAAAAGAGCAGUAUUUAGGCAUAACCUAGAGAUCAUCAAGACACUAGUAGAGUGCUGGAAAGACUGUCUCAUUGUACCUUACAAGAUAAUAUUUGAACACUUUUCAGGCAGUGAUCCAAACACCAAAGACAACUCAGUGGGAAUUCAGUUAUUAGGAAUUGUUCUUGCUAACAGCUUGCCUCCCUAUGAUUCAAAGUGUGGAAUAGAUAGCAUAAGAUACUUCCAAGCUUUGACAAAUAACAUGGCCUUAGUAAGAUACAAGGAAGUAUAUGCAGCAGCUGCUGAAGUACUAGGACUUAUUCUUCAGCAUAUUGCUGAAAAAGAAAAUGUAUUGGAAGGUCCAGUUUAUGACUUAGUCAUAAAGCAACUAAAGCAACACCAAAAUACCAAAGAUGAUAAAUUCAUUGUGUGCUUGAAUAAACUGACAAAGAACUUUCCACCGCUUGCUGAUAGGUUUAUGAAUACUGUCUUCUUCCUGAUACCGAAACUUCAUGGGGUGAUGAAAACAUACUGCCUGGAAGUAGUGUUGUGUCGUGCUCAUGAAAUAGAAGAUUUAUACUUACAGUUGAAGAGUAAGGAGUUCACACAGAUCAUGAGUCACCGAGAUGAUGAAAGACAAACUGUAUGUUUGGAUAUAGUAUACAAGAUAUUGCCUAAGCUGAAACCAAGUGAAGUAAAAGAUCUUCUUCCUACAGUAACAGGCUUCAUCUCUCAUCCUUCACCAUUAUGUAGGGAGCGAAUGUAUGACAUUCUCAUGUGGCUCUAUGAUAACUACAGGGAUUCUGAAAGCCAGGCCGAUGCGGUGUCUUCUGACGUAUUUCAGGUGGCAAAAGAGAAUUUGCUUCAAGGAUUGAUCGAUGAGAAUUCUGGACUGCAAUUAAUUGUUAGAAAUUUUUGGAGUGAUGACACUAGGUUACCAGCCAAUACCUUUGAUCGCAUGUUGAUGUUGUUAAGUUCCUUAUAUUCUGUCAAAAUUGAAACACAGUAUUUGAGUUUAGCUACAAAUUUUCUUCUUGAAAUGACCAGCAAGAGCCCCGAUUAUUCCAGAAAGAUGUUUGAGUACCCACUUUCAGAAUGCAAAUUUCAGGAAUUUGCUAUUGACUCAGAUUGGCGGUACCGAAAUACCAUUCUUACCCCAAUGUUUGUGGAGACCCAAGCCUCCCAGAGCGCCAACAGACAUCGCUCACAGGAAGGAUCAAUGGGGGGACAAAUAAGGGCCACACAACAACAGUAUGAAUUUACCCCCACCCAAAACGUCAGUGGGAGAAGUUCCUUUAACUGGCUAAUAGGAAGCAGUGUUGACACCCUUGCAGAGUAUAGUGUUCCUUCAUCUUCUGAAUCCCUAUCUUCAUCCAUGCUCCUUAUUAACAAACGGGUUGCCAGAUCACACGGAGUUGCCUUCAAAACUUUAGGUCCUAAUUUUGGAAAGAAAAGGCUAGGCUUGCCCGGGGAUGAAGUGGACAGCAAAGCCAAAGGUAUAGAUGAACGGGCAGAAAUACUGCGACUGCGGAGACGCUUUUUAAAGGAUCAAGAAAAACUUAGCUUGAUUUAUGCAAGGAAGGGUGUUGCUGAGCAGAAACAAGAAAAGGAAAUAAAAACUCAGAUGAAGAUGAAACAAGAUGCUCAGGUCACUCUCUACAGAAAAUACAGACAAGGUGACCUCCCUGACAUCCAAAUUGAAUAUAGCAGUCUGAUCACUCCUCUGCAGGGGGUGGCACAGAGGGACCCUACAUUGGCCAAACAUCUUUUCAGCAGUUUGUUUAGUGGAAUUCUAGAAGAAAUGGAAAAAUCCAAGUCUCAGUUUGAGAAGAACAGUAUCAUUCAGCAAUUGAUACAGGACUUCAACCACUUUCUGACUGCAACUGUGCUGUAUUUCCCACCAUUCAUAGCCUGCAUCCAGGAGAUGAGCUACCAACACAAAGAGCUUCUAGACCUUAAUGCUUCUUCUGUGAGUACAAGCUGCUUAGCAAGUUUACAGCAACCAGUAGGAAUCUUGCUGCUUGAACAAGCUUUAGUUUGCCUUUCUCCUCAAGAAGAGGAGGAAGAAGGGCCACCCUCCAAACGGAUGCGCGGGAAGAGAGAAGUGUCACCUGAUGUGAACAGAUGGAUUGAACUUGCCAAGCUUUAUCGGUCCAUUGGAGAAUAUGAUGCGUUGCAAGGUAUUUUUAGUGGAAAGAUUGGCACGAAGGAAAUUACCCGGAAAGCUUUAAUAGCUGAGGCAAGAAGUGAUUAUGCUGAAGCAGCAAAGCAUUAUGAUGAGGCACUUUCUACCCAAGACUGGCCUGAUGAAGAACCAACAGAAGCAGAAAAAGAUUUUUGGGAACUUGCAUCUCUGGAAUGUUACAACCGUCUGACUGAAUGGAAAUCUUUGGAAUAUUGUUCAACUGUUAACAUCGAUAAUACACAGCCUCCAGACUUAAAUAAAACAUGGAGUGAUCCAUUUUAUCAGGAAGUGUAUUUACCAUACCUGAUUCGUAGUAAGUUGAAGGUUCUCCUUCAUGGUGAAAACGACCAGUCCUUACUGACAUUUAUUGAUGAAGCUAUGAAGACAGAACAGAGGAAAGCUCUUAUAGAAAUGUACUACAGUCAAGAGUUGAGUCUUCUCUACAUUUUGCAGGAUGAUUUUGACAGAGCAAAAUACUAUGUCAGCAAUGCUAUGCAGGUGUUCAUGCAGAGCUAUUCCAGUAUUGAUUCACUGUUGCACCAGAGUCGACUUACCAAGCUUCAAUCAGUUCAGGCUCUAACGGAAAUACAAGACUUUAUUGACUUUAUCACCAAACCAGGUAAUAUAGCUUCUCAGGCUUCCCUUAAGCGACUCCUCGGUAUUUGGACAAAUAGAUAUCCAGAUACCAAAAUGGAUCCAAUGAACAUUUGGGAUGAUAUAAUCACAAAUCGGUGUUUCUUCCUUGACAAAAUUCAGGAGAAACUUCCUAACACACAUCUGGAUGACAGUAUGGAUGUGGAUGGUGCGGGAGAUAGCAGUUUGAAAAUGGAAGUGGACAAUGAAAUGGAAGAUGCAUGUUCCAUGAUUAGAAACUGCAAAUUUACCAUGAAGAUGAAGAUGAUAGAGAGUGCACGGAAACAGAAUAGUUUUUCGGUAGCCAUGAAACUUCUGAAGGACCUGCAUAGAGAUUCCAAGACUAGAGAACAGUGGCUGGUGAGAUGGAACCACAGCUAUUGCCAGUAUAGCCAUAGUCGUAGCCAGAGUCAAAGCAGCCCUGAACAAAUCCUUACCGUACUCAAAACAAUUUCCUUAUUAGAUGAGACUAAGUCUGGCAGCCUGAGUGCACACAACUUCCGCAACCAAAACCUCCUCCUUGGUACCACUUUCUACAUUAUGGCCAGUGCGCUUUGCAAGGAUCCAGACUGUCUUCGCCAAAUUGAAGAAGAAAAAGCCAAAACAGUCUUAGUGCUUUCAGGAGAAAGACCUGAUAACAUUGAAAAGGUUAUUGCUGGUUUGAACAAGAGAGCUUUUCAGUGCUUCAAAGGGGCCAUGAGGAAAGCUGAAGAAGAGGUGCAGUCCAUUUCAACCGAUCACAUGGAUACGAAUGGCAUUAUAAAUGCUUACAUGACAUUAGCUAAUUUCUGUGACAGACAUCUUCGUAAAGAAGAAGAAGAAAGAUCAGCAAGUAUAGAUGCUGUGGAUUUGCAGGCUUUCCCAGGCAUUCUAGUAGAGAAAGUAAUAAAGGCUUUAAAACUCAAUUCAGAAGAAGCCAGAUUAAAAUUCCCCAGACUAUUACAAGUUGUAGGGAAGUAUCCAAGAGAGACAUUAGGCCUCAUGGUACAAGAGAUUUCUUCAGUUCCUUGUUGGCAGUUUAUUGGCUGGAUCAGUCAGUUGAUGGCUGUGCUUGACAAGGAGGAAGCGCGCGCUGUGCAGCAUACGGUGGAAGAAAUUGCCAACAAUUACCCACAGGCAAUCGUGUACCCCUUCAUGAUCAGCAGUGAAAGCUUUUCUUUCCGUGAAACCAUAACAGGCCAUAAGAAUAAGGAAUUUGUAGAAAGGAUAAAGAGCAAAUUAGAUAAAGAAGGAGUGGUGCGGGAUUUUGUACAUGCCUUGGAACAACUUUCCAGUCCUAUGAUGCUUUUUAAGGAUUGGACUGAGGAUAUCAGGAAUGAAUUGGGAAAAACUAAGAUAAAUAAAAAUAACAUUCAACGGUUGUAUGAUGGAAUGUACCAGAAUUUGGGAAAUCUACAAGCCCCAGGACUUGGGUUGUACAGAAAGCAAUUUAUUAAGAAAUUUGGGAAGGAAUUUGAUAGUCAUUUUGGAAGAGAAGGUUCCAAGCUGCUAGAUAUGAAGAGCAGUGACUUCAACCCAGUUGCAGACUCUCUUCUUUCAAAAAUGAGAGAAUGUCAGAAAGAACCUGGGAAUCUGAAAGAAUGCUCUCCUUGGAUGAGUGAUUUUAAGUCAGAAUUUUUAAGGACAGAGCUUGAAAUUCCUGGACAAUAUGAUGGUAAAGGAAAGCCAUUGCCAGAAUACCAUGCCAAAAUUGCUGGAUUUGACGAGCGGAUAAAAAUAAUGGCAUCUAUCCGGAAACCAACACGAAUAAUAAUCAGAGGCAGUGAUGAGCAGGAAUAUCCCUUUCUUGUGAAAGGAGGAGAAGAUCUCCGGCAAGACCAACGCAUUGAGCAGCUCUUUGAUGUUAUGAAUACUAUUCUUUCACGGAAUGCUGCCUGCAGUCAAAGGAACAUGCAGUUAAAAACUUACCAAGUUAUACCAAUGACUACUAGAAUUGGACUGAUUGAGUGGCUUGAGAACACUUGUACUUUAAAGGAGUUCCUCAUGAACAGCAUGUCUGAAAAGGAAAAAAAUGAUUAUAACAGCCCUGCAGGUCCUCACGCGGAUUAUAGUGAUUGGCUAACCAAGAUGGGGAAUACAAAAGGAAUUGGACGCUACAUGCCAAUGUUCAAAAGAGCUAGUCGUACAGAAACAGUGUUGUCUUUCCAACGUCGAGAGAAUCGUGUUCCUAAAGACUUGCUAAGGAGAGCCUUUGUUAAGAUGAGCACAACUCCAGAGGCUUUGUUGUCUCUGCGAUCCCAUUUUGCCAGCUCCCACGCAUUGAUGUGCAUCAGCCACUGGAUUCUUGGCAUUGGAGAUAGACAUUUAUCCAAUUUUAUGAUCAACAUGGAAACAGGUGGCAUGGUGGGAAUAGACUUUGGGCAUGCUUUUGGGUCAGCUACUCAGUUCCUGCUUGUCCCAGAGUUGAUGCCUUUCCGUUUGACUCACCAGUUCAUUAAUUUAAUGUUGCCCAUGAAAGAAUCGGGCCUCCUCUACAAUGUGAUGCUGCAUUGCUUGCGAGCCUAUCGCAUAGAUCAAGAUGUCCUUAUCAAUACCAUGGAUGUAUUUGUGAAGGAACCUUCCUUGGAUUGGAAAAAUUUUGAAAUGAAGCAGUUGAAAAAAGGGGGCACCUGGACUAAAGAAAUAAACAUCAAUGAGGCGAAUUGGUAUCCCCUGCAGAAAAUAAAUUUUGCCAGAAGAAAGUUAGCAGGUGCAAAUCCAGCUGUGAUCACAAGUGAUGAAUUGCAGUUGGGCCAUGAGAAGUCAAGUGCCUGCAGGGACUAUAUAUCUGUAGCCAAAGGGAGCAAGGAGCACAACCUCAGAGCCAGAGAACCAGAAGAUGGCCUUUCAGAAGAAAUUCAAGUGAAGUGCCUCAUAGACCAAGCCACAGACCCAAACAUCCUUGGCAGAGUUUGGGAAGGAUGGGAGCCCUGGAUGUGAUAGAUCCCAUAGGUGCAUGUGUUCAAAGGAGGAGGUGAAAACUACAUAAACUGAGUAUUGUUCAGAGAAGAAUUCGUCUUUAUUCAUGUUUUCCCAGUUGCAAAGCAGCAGCAGAAUUUACGUAUACUCGGACAAUUCUGUUUUUUGAUUUUAUAAAUACCUACCUGGGAGAUGCAGCAGCCAUUAAAUCAAGAUAUCCAAUUAGAUUAACACAGGGAUGGGCAAACUUCAGCUCUUCGGGUGUUUUGGACUUUAACUCCCACAAUUCCUAACAGCUGGUAGGCUGUUAGAAAUUGUGGGAGUUGAAGUCCAUAACAGCUGAGAGGCCAAAGUUUACCCAUGUCGGGAUGAACACUAAAAAAAAACCUCAUACUGAGAUUACCCUUUAUUUUCUUCAGGAAGAAAACAACACUAGUUUUAACUGUGUUUUUACAGGAAAUAAGCCACAGUUUUGCAUGAGUAUAUUCUUCCAACAUGAGUUGAGUGAUUUAUUGACAGAGUUACAUACAUUGGCUAAUUAAGGUCCUGUUUCUGUGAGCUCUGCAAUUGACUGUUUGUAAAGUUAUAUGUAUAAGUUCACACACCUGUACAUGUUACAUCCUCCAGUAAGCACUUAUAAAUAGAUCCCAAGGUUUGGGUGUAUUUAGACAUAAUGCCGAAUUAUCAACAAAAGUGGUGUCUCAUAAAGAUGUCUUAGGUUCUAACUGUAUCUUUAAAACUAAAAGCAGUGAAGUUGGAAGAAUAUGGCAAAAUCGUUCUGUCAGUAAGAUAAUUUGGUGUUUGAAACAUAUAAGGGUCUGUAAGUUCUAUAGAUGGAUUCAUUUUGGAAUACAUUUUGUAUUGAUUCUCACAUGGAUAUAGUGAAGCACAGUCAAAAUUGGUUGUAAUUUAUAUUUGUCCUUAUUGGGGCUUUGUUUCAAAUUGUGCUAGCAAAGGAAAAGCUGCCUAUUUCUAUAUAUAACAGUCAUAAAACAUGCUUUCAAAUAUGUGCAAUAUUUCUAGCAAGUCAAUUUUACUUGCUUUGAAUUCAUAUUAUAAAAAUGAAGUUAAAGAUUCUUUUGAAAAUUGUGAUCUCAGCCAUUUUUAAGCAAUAGUUUGUUUUCCGUUGUUAAGAGAAAAAAAUACACAAAAUAGAAUUGCUUCCUUUUAUAUUGUUCUCAAUAAAGAUCUUGCUAUAAAUGGA